AUGAUUCAAUAUGUGCUAUUUCAUAGUUUUGAUGUAUUCACUAUUAUUCUACAAUGUAGAAAAUAGUCAAAGUAAAGAAAAACCCUUGAAUGAGUAGGUGUGUCCAAACUUUUGACUGGUACUGUACCUUAAACAAAAAUGGGCCUCAUGAUGGCAACAGGAUCUUGUCAGGGUAUUUUUCUGUGUUCAAAUUGCCAUCGAUUAAAAUGCAAUUGUGUUCGUUGUUCUUAGUUUAUGCCUGCCCAUACCAUAACCCCACUGCCAAAUGAUACAUGCUCACUAACAGGGACGUAAAACAACGUUGUGCACAAUAUGAGAGAAAUAAGCUUUUCGUGGAUAUGGAACAUUUCUGGGAUCUUUUAUUUCAGCUCAUGAAACAUGGGACCAACACUUUACAUGAUGUGUAAAAACGUUGUUCAGUGUAUGUAUGGUAGGCAAAGCAAAGACUUCAACAAUAUACAGAAGCUAAGAAAAAUGUCUGAUUCGUAUACAAAGAAAACAUAAAGGAAGUAUAUAGAUCUAUUUUGACCUCAGUGUUCAGUAAGGGUGUGUUGCACAAGUCACUUCGCUAUGUUAGAUAUGUCUUCUAACAAUGCUGAAGGUGUUGUAGUUCUGUGAGUGUGUUAAUGAUGGUCUGGGUCUAAACUGUUGAGGGACCAGAGCUGAUGCAUCACACUCAGUUCCACCACUCCAACCAGCUCAUACCAGACAGGCUGAUAAAAGUGUGUUUCAUUGUACUGUAUACCCUCACGGACAAUAAACUGAGCCUUUUGUUUCCCCUGGAGUAUCAUUCAGACAAUGUAAUAACAAAAACAUGAACAAUGGGGAAAGGGGGAUACAGAUUUUUCCCUUGUCUGUUCGGGGAUUCGAUAACCUUUCGGUUACUGGCCCAACGCUCUAAAUGAAGACUGCUUUCAUGUUAGGACACAGUGGAUUUGAUCAAAUACCUUUAUUUGAUAUCGAAAUGGAUUAUUAUGGCUUUUAUAAAAAUAUGUCUCGUAAAAUUAGGAUAUAGUAUGCCUAUUUGCCAUGAGUUGCCUACCUGUAUUUCCUACGCAGAGGAACGAUGAGCUGAUUCAGCAGCCAAUCUGAAAGCAGUUUUGUGUCCCAGUCAAAACGAAGACAUCCAAUCACAUUGAUGGAGAGGGCGGGACUUCGAUAGCUUUGUGCUUUUCCCAGGUGAGCUAGGUCAUUCAACACAACAUGGACACAGGUCUGUGUUUCUCAUGGUGUUAGGCGGGGGAGUGAGAUUCACCAUGGCCAGGAAUGGACCAGAGUGUGAGUCCAGGGAGGAGGAGGGUCUGCCAACAUGUCACAAACCACCCAUCUGCACUGGCUCCUUCAUCCAGCGCUGAGCCCCUGGAGGAGUGUGUACUGGGUAGGCGUGUGUGAAAGAGGACCCAGCUCCUGGCCAUGGCUCACUCGUCAGACCCCUCCCGCAGGGACGCAGCCCCCGGGACUCAGAGGUCAGGCACGGCUACGCAGCACCACCUCCUCCGGAAGCAGCAGCAGCGCCGGGGAAUCCGAUCUUCCUCCCCCAUGGGCCGGGUCAUCCUCAUCAACUCUCCUGUGGACGGUGGAGAUGACAGUGAGGACAUCCAUACGGUCACAGUGGAUAAGAGUGAGGACGGCAGGCUGGGCUUCAGCGUGCGUGGAGGCUCAGAGCACGGCCUCAGCGUCUUUGUCAGCAAGGUAGAGGACAACAGCUCCGCAGAGCAGGCAGGCCUGUGUGUGGGGGACAAGCUGGUGGAGGUGAAUGGGGUGAGCUUGGAGAGCAUCACUAUGAGCAGUGCAGUUAAAGUCCUGACAGGGAACAACAGACUGAGGAUGGUGGUGAGGCGUGUGGGCAAAGUACCCGGUAUCCGCUACUCCAAAGAGAAGACAACCUGGGUGGAUCUGAUCCACGGUAGGAUGGUGGUGGAGGAGAGUGGGCGUACACCCUCCGCCUCGGUGGCCAGCUCAGAUGGGGCCCUGCGGAGGAUCAUCCACAUCUACACCACCUCAGAUGACUACUGCCUGGGCUUCAACAUCCGAGGGGGCAAGGAGUUCGGCCUGGGCAUCUACGUCUCCAAAUUGGAUCCUGGCGGUCUGGGUGAACGGAACGGCAUCAAUAUGGGCGACCAGAUUCUUGCGGCCAACGGUGUAAGCUUUGAGGACAUCAGCCACAGCAGUGCCGUGGAGGUGCUGAAGAGCCACACACACAUCAUGCUGACCAUCAAGGAAGCGGGACGAUACCCUGCCUACAAGGAGAUGGUGGCAGAAUACAGAUGGCUUAACAAGUUGGCCAGUGGCAAUGGGACUCGGCAGUCUUCCUCCCAGGGCUCGGACUCCAACUCCUCUGCCUCAUCCUUGUCCUCUGGGACUCCCAUCUCCUCUCUGAGCGGACUGUCUCAGGUCAUGUUCCCCCCCAGCCUGCCCUUCGGCAUGGACAUGGUGGACGUCUGUAUCUCUACUGAGGACCAGACGUCUGGGUCUGGCCAGUGCACUGACACCGCCAUCCAGACCGACCCCUCGCCUCACAGGAUGGGUGCGGACACUAGCCACAGCCUGGGGGCCACCACCCUCCUGCAGGACUCGGCCAUCCGGGGAGAGGGAGGCAGGGGGAGAGGAGAGUCCCCCAAAACGGCCGUCCUAAUGGCCCUCAGUAGACCGAGUCAGCCCAUUCAUCGCUCCCAGAGCCAGGUCACUGUAGCAGGUGAAGCAGACGAAGCAGAGGAAACAGCAGAAAGGGGGGGAAGAAUCCUGAGAGGAGCACCCUACAGCGCUCCAAGACCUUUGUCAACCUGCUGUUCAGGGGUCGCAGGAGAGACACCUCCAAGGGGCGCUCAAAGUCCCCCCCCCAAAUCUGGGGCAGGCGGAGAUGGGGAGCGCAGGCGCAGACCCAGCGGGCCGGACCCAGAGAUGCUAGGGGUGGUGGAGGGCAUGGCCCGCAGGCUUCUGAGUGAGGACGAGGUGGCCUCCGUCAUGAAGACCUGCCGACGGUACAUAACAGAGCGUGUGGUGGAGAACCUGGUGCGCCACCUGCUGGCCGUGCUGGACCGGCCUGAGAAGCUGCUGCUGCUGAGAGAGAUCAGAAUGCUGCUGCCUCCAGCUGACCUAGGGCUUUUCAACAACAUGGUGGUCCCAUUCGAAGUGGAGGCCUAUGAUAUCUUGAAGUACCGUUCUGUCAGAUCCCCACUUCUGCGCUCCCCCCAGUCUGGACGAGCCCCCAGGCGACACCUCAUCACCCCCAUUCCAGACUUCCAGGGUGGUUUUGAGCUCCACAGUGCCCAGGAGGUGGAGAGGGAGAGCCAGCUGCUGGAGGAGCUAGAGCGGCUGCGUCUGUCUGCGUCCCAGAGUCCCCGGCAGCAGCACACCCAUACAUCCAGAGCAUUCCCCCCCCUGCUGGACGUCCCAGUGGAUGGCUACGCCUCCUCAGACUCCCUCCGUCCUCUCUCCGUUAGUCCUCUGCUCCCCAACUGGCUGCUGGCCCACAGCAAUACCACCAACCCCCGCUCCCCGCUACGAGGACACAGUGGUACGGUCCGCUCCGUCCACUUUGAUGUGUCAAUGGACCAGGGAGAUACCAUCUCAGAGCGGGGGAGGUCUCUCUUCAGGAAUGGGACUUCCAAGGGUAAAAAGGAGAAAGAAACUGUGUUCACUCUGCAGAGCGCUCCUCGACGCAGCAGGCCCCUGUUGUCCCAGGUGUUUGGCUCUGGCCUGGACGCUGACUUCACAGCAGAGGGUUUGGGAAGUGAGCGGGUGAACGGUCAUCCCAGCUCCUCUGAGAAUGGCCUCAAUGGCAGCGCUCCGGUCAUAGAGUACGAGUUCAAAACUGUCAGCAUCUCCAAGACUAAGCAGUCACUGGGGAUCAGUAUCUCUGGUGGGAUGGAGUCUAAGGUGCAGCCGGUGGUGAAGAUAGAGAAGAUCUUCCCAGGAGGAGCCGCCUCCACGUGUGAAGUCCUGAAGGCUGGAUUUGAGCUGGUGUCAGUGGAUGGAGUGUCCCUGCAGGGCGUGACUCACCCCCACGCUGUGGAGAUCAUCCGCAGGGCUUUCAGCAACAAGGCCAAAGACCCCAUGGUGUUUAUAGUCAAAGUCCCCAAAAGCCCUUGACCCAAGACUGGGUCUUUGACCUGGAGGCCCAAGACCUAAAGAGACUAGAAACAACAAACAGAACUACAGUGUGUUGGAAGAAGAGGAGAAGAUUGAGGACUGAAAAGUGACGAUCUGAAGGAAUUCUGUGGGUUAAUAGGAAACUCCUGUUUCCUCUAUGGUGAACAAGAAGGAGCUGGUCAAUCAAAUGAAGGGACUAAGAGACCUGCUGCCAUGGGAAUCAGCAGCUAGUGAUGUGUGUGCUGGCCUAAAGCACCAGUUCACACAAUCUUUCACUUUUCAUUAUUUGUUAUAAUGUAUUAAUUAUCACAUCAGACUUUCACAAAUUAUGUCAAAUAAAUAUACACAUAUUUCUUAGGACAAUACUUUACUUAAGUCAUUUAAACACACUGGCUAAUUUAUGCAAACUGUAAUCCGAGUGCCUUCCAGGACCCCUGUGAACUGAACGAAUGGUGUCUGUCCGAGCCAUAGAGAUAGAUAGACAAAGAUGAGUCCU
Molecule: messenger RNA, 4588 nt
Organism: Oncorhynchus gorbuscha (pink salmon)
Lineage: Eukaryota; Metazoa; Chordata; Actinopteri; Salmoniformes; Salmonidae
Product: PDZ domain-containing protein 7-like
Exons: 17
Coding region: 1414-4092 (892 amino acids)
Biological process (GO): auditory receptor cell stereocilium organization; sensory perception of sound
Cellular component (GO): stereocilia ankle link complex; plasma membrane; stereocilium tip
Molecular function (GO): protein binding
Source: RefSeq, a predicted model, not a curated record